Nerophis lumbriciformis (worm pipefish) is the source of this 1257-nucleotide messenger RNA. The record is from RefSeq and is a predicted model, not a curated record. Lineage: Eukaryota; Metazoa; Chordata; Actinopteri; Syngnathiformes; Syngnathidae.
AUGACUGUAUGUAACUUUUUUCUUCAAGGCCGUUGUCGCUAUGGCGAAAAAUGCUGGAACGAACAUCCAAGAGGAGGAGGAGGAGGUGGUGGCGGAGGAUAUAACAAUUAUAACCGUAAUUCGGCUCCGCAACAUUCUAGAGGAGGAGGGUUUGGCAACAAGGUCUGGAUAAAUCCCUCUCAGCAGAAAGGAGGCUUCAACCAGCAGCAGUCCCAACGUGUGAAUGAUCACUGGGGUGGGAGAGGACAGGAUGUGAAGAGCUCUGAAUUUAGCUUCUCUUCUCAAAACAGAUUUUCAGCACUCAACAACCAAAACAACUUUGACAGGGGAGGUAGGGGAGGAUUAGGGAGAGAAACGACAGGAGCUGGUGAAGAUGAUGAUGAACAUAAGCUAGAGACCAUUCAAAGCGACAUGAAAACUUGGGAGAGCUCAGGCCAGUGGGGCUUCUCAUGUUAUUCUAAUUUCAAGGCACAAUUAUCAGGUUUUACGGAUUUGUCUCCAGAAGAGCUGAGGCUUGAAUAUUACUCUACCAAAGCAUCAGGAGAUCUACAGAGUUAUUUGAAUGGGGUCAAUCUGUUGCUCAGUCAAUGGAGAAGUAGAGUUCAGGAUCUGCUGAUAAUGAAUCCAGCCACUCGUGCAGCUUUGCUUGCCGAACUAAAAAAUCCAGCACAUCAGGCAUCGUCAAGUGCCUUUGGCUCAACAUCCGAUGGAUUUGGAUCUUCUUCAUUUGGUUUUGGCAGUCAAGGAUUUGGAGCAGCACCAGUCCAAGCAAGCACUUUUAGUUUUGCUGCUCCAGCGGGUGGAUUUGGCUCUUCACCAGCACCAGCAUCCGCACCGUCUUUCGGAGGUGCCAUUUCAGCCCCGGCUGGGUUUGGCGCCCCCUCCUCUUUCUCUGGUUUUGGUUCUGCUGCUCCUUCAGCCGCAUCGUUCUCCUUCACUUCUUCAUCCAGCAGUCAACCGCCAGCUUCAGCUUCAGGAUUUGGCUCGGCCUCAGGUUUCAGCUUCUCCUCAACUGCUACCAAUAGCAACAACAACAACAAAGUAGCCUUUGGAAGCACUUUUGGGUCUGUGGCACCUACGGGAAGUUUGUUCGGACAGUCGAGUGCUACUGCAGCCUCUGCUGGGGGCGCCUCGGACAGUCUGUUCUCCGCCAAUAGUGAACUGACCCCUGAAGAGCUGGAACAGUUCAAAGCACAGAGGUUCACUUUGGGACAGAUUCCUUUGAAGCCCCCUCCUGCUGAAAUGCUUCGGGUUUGA